Messenger RNA from Didymodactylos carnosus, 318 nucleotides. The record is from the annotation of a GenBank genome assembly. Lineage: Eukaryota; Metazoa; Rotifera; Eurotatoria; Philodinida; Philodinidae.
AUGUAUUUUCUGCGUGAUGCCAAGAAAUGGUAUCAAGGUGGUAUAUUUGAUAAUAACUAUGAUGGAUUCAAACAACAACUGAUUAAGGCAUUUACAUCAGCCUCACAGCAGCUCAAAAUAUCAAAUAAAUUAGUGAAUCGACGUCCAGGAUUGCACGGAUCAGUUCAAUCAUAUUAUUAUGAUGUACUAUCUUUAUGUACAAGACUUAAUCCAGAUAUGAGUGAAAAUGAAAAAGUCCUGGAUUUAUUACGCGGAUUAAAACCGACAAUUGUCCAAAACGUCAUGAUGUUCACGCAGAAAAGUGUGCUGAUUUGUUAG